This is a messenger RNA of Vidua macroura (Pin-tailed whydah), 2925 nucleotides long. It is a transcript of the gene DEDD, whose product is annotated as death effector domain containing. Gene Ontology annotation, biological process: extrinsic apoptotic signaling pathway via death domain receptors; regulation of apoptotic process; apoptotic process. The record is from RefSeq and is a predicted model, not a curated record. Gene Ontology annotation, cellular component: nucleolus. Gene Ontology annotation, molecular function: DNA binding; protein binding. Lineage: Eukaryota; Metazoa; Chordata; Aves; Passeriformes; Viduidae.
GAGCGGACGGAGCCAAGAUGGCGGCGCCGGGGCUGGGCCGGCCCUGAGGGGCCGUGAGGGGCCGGGAGGGGCCCCCGCGCUCGGCGGGCUGGGACGGGCCGCAGGGGGGGCCCCGCCGCUCCCCCCGCCGCUCCUCGCGACGCUGCCGCCGCCGGAGCCUCCCCGGGGGAGACGCGGGGCCUGCUCGCGGCCGUUUGCGGCCUUACCGGGGCCACCCCGGCGCUCGGCGGCGCCGUUUGCGGCCUUACCGGGGCCUUGCCCGGAGCUUUUUGGGCUCGAACCGGGCCCUUCCCGAGGCCUCCGGGGCUGAACCGGGGCUUUAAGGGCCUUUAACGGGAAGAGCCUCCCGGUGCCGCCGGUUUUGGUUCUUUCGCGCUGGAAUUUGGGGCCGAUUUCAGCCGAAAUCGCGGCAAAAUCGGAGUUUUUUGUGGUGUUUUUUUUUUUUUUUUUUUUUUUUAAAUUUUGGUUAUUUAACGGCGCUUUUCCCGGUUUUCCCGGGAUUUUCGGCUCCUCCCGAGGGUCGGAAAAUCCCGGGAUUUGAGGCGCAGGAGGAGCGGGAUGAAAUUCCAAGGAUUUCUUCACCCGAGCGAAUUUUUUUUCGUUUUUUUAUUGCGGUUUUUGCUUUGAGCGAGCAAAAUCCGCGAUCCAGGGAAUUCCUGCCUCGGGAAUGCUCUCCCUGCAACCGGGAAUGACUUAAGGGCAGCGCCGCGCUUGGCUUUUCCUCGAUAAAUUAUUAAUUAGGGAAUUAAAAAUAAUUUAAAAAGGUUUUUUUUUGGUUGAGGUGGGGGUGAAAAAUCCGGUGUUUUCCGGCAAGGACUGACAGCGAUCCCGGCCUCUGGAAUUGCGGCCGCCGCUGGAACUUUGGGAGCCUCCGCGGGGAUUUUUUUUUGGGGGGGGAGAUUUCCCGGAAAGAAAAAUCCAGGAGAAGGAAAAAAAAAAAAAACAAACAAAGAAAACAAAACAACAAAAAAAAAAGGGAUCGGAGAUUGCUGAGAACGCUCGGGAUCCAGGAGCGGGCACGGCCGAGGUGCCCAUGGCGGGCCGGAAGCGCGGCGGUGCCGGCGGCGGCGGCGCGGGCUCGGUGCCGUGGCCCGAGGAGCCGGGCGAGCGCGAGCAGGGGCUGUACUCGCUGCACCGCAUGUUCGACAUCGUGGGCGCGCAGCUGACGCACCGCGACGUGCGCGUGCUCUCCUUCCUCUUCGUGGACGUGCUGGACGAGGCCGAGCGCGGCCGCAUCCGCUCCGGCCGCGACUUCCUGCUGGCCCUGGAGCGCCAGGGCCGCUGCGACGAGAGCAACCUGCGGCAGCUGCUGCAGCUGCUGCGCAUCAUCACCCGCCACGACCUGCUGCCCUACGUCAGCCUCAAGAGACGGCGCCCCGUGUGCCCGGACCUGGUGGACAAGUACCUGGAGGAGACGUCCAUCCGCUACGUCACCCCCCGCGCGCCCGGGGGGGCCCCGCCCGGCCUCGGCCACCCCCACAAAUCAGUGCCUGCCCCCCACCCGUCCCUGUGCUGCCCCCCGGGGGGGCCCCAGCUGGGCCCGAAGCGCCCGGGCCGGGCCCGGAGCCUCCUCGGGAGCCAACGGAAACGCAGGAAGUCAGCGACCCCCGACCCCAAGGAGAAACAGACCUGCGACAUCCGCCUGCGUGUGCGCGCCGAGUACUGCCAGCACGACUCCGCCCUGCACGGCAACGUCUUCUCCAACAAGCAGGACCCUCUGGAGCGCCAGUUCGAGCGCUUCAACCAGGCCAACACCAUCCUGAAAUCCCGGGAUUUGGGCUCCAUCAUCUGCGACAUCAAAUUCUCGGAGCUCACCUACCUCGACGCCUUCUGGCGGGAUUACAUCAACGGCUCCCUCCUGGAGGCCCUCAAGGGCGUCUUCAUCACGGACUCGCUCAAACAGGCCGUGGGCCACGAGGCCAUCAAGCUGCUGGUCAACGUGGACGAGGAGGAUUACGAGCUGGGCCGCCAGAAACUCCUCAGGAACUUGAUGCUCCACACGGCUCCCUGAGGGAUCCAUCCCUGGGGUUUUUUUUGAGUUGUUUUUUUUUUUUUUUUCUUCCCCCGGGAUUUUCUGUUUUUUGUUCCCCCCGAUUCUUCCGCCCGUGCGGAGCCCGCUCACGGAUUUGGGGAGGGUUGGAGGUGUGGGGGAUUCCGGGAUUCGGAGCUUUUUGGGGUUCCUGAUGGGUUCUCCUUGUGUUUUCUCUCCCGUUUUUUUCUUUUGUAUCCAUUAAAAACGGUGAUGAAAAGGCAAAAAUCCCAUUGGUGCGACACGCUGGGAUUUGGGGAUUGGGGGUGUGGAAUAUUCCAGAAUUCCUCUCUUUUUUUUUCCUGUCAAACUCCUCCCUCUUCCUGCGUUUUCCAUGAUUUUUCCCUAUUUUCUGUUCUUUCAUAUCCAUUAAAACAGUGGCAAAAAGCAAAAAUCCCGUGGUGCAACACGCUGAGGAUUGGGGAUUUGAGGUGUGGGAGGCAUUGGAAUAAUGGAAUAUUCCAGAAUUCCCCAUUUUUCCCUGUCAAUUCCUCCUUUUCCCUGUGUUUUCUGUGAUUUUUCCCUGUUUUCUGUUCUUUUUUUUAUCCAUUAAAAAGACCAGCAAAAAGGCAAAAAUCCCAUUGGUGCACUCAGAACUGGGGAUUUGAGGUGUGGGAAGCAUUGGAAAGAUGGAACAUUCCAGAAUUCCUCACUUUCCUCAUCAGUUCUUCUUUGUGUUUUCUGUGAUUUUUUUUUCCUCUUUUGUAUCCAUUAAAAAUGGUCCAAAAAAGGGUAAAAAUCCCAUUUUAAGAACCUGAGGGACACGCUGGGAUUUGGGGAUUGGGGGUGUGGAAUAUUCCAGAAUUCCUCAAUUUCCUUAUCAAAUUCCUCCUUGUGUUUUCCAUGUUUUUUCCCCUUUUUUCCCUCUUUUAUAUCCAUUAAAAGCAACGACAAAA